UCAUUCUUUUGGUUUUGUUUUAUAGUGUCCUGAUGCCUUGUGAGGUCACUUAAUUCUAGUUGCUGUAUUCUGGUUCUUAAAGAAUGGAUUUUCGGUCAUCCUCCUUCUGGUCUGAUUUUCUUUGGAGGUCAUCUUUCAUCCCCUUUGCCUCAUCUCUCAUCUCCUUUUGCCUCAUCUUUAAUCUUCUUCACCUCAUCUUUCAUCUCCUUUGCCUCAUUUUACCGCUGGUUGAUUUUGGCUUUUAAGACACUAUUUUCUGUUUCCAGAUGAUUUAUCUUAGUUUUUAAGUUCUUUUCCCAAUUGUCUUCAGCCUCUCUUACUUGUGUUUUGAAUUGCAUUUUGAGUUCUUCCAAAGCCUGUAUCCAAUUUGCUGGGAUUUCUGAUUUUUCCUUUGCUGAUCCCUCCCCCUCUGUUUCGUACACUCUUUGCUUGUUACCUGUACAGAAGCUGUCUAUUGUAAUUUCUUUCUUCUUUUUCUGUUGUUUGCUUGUGUUAACCCCUUCUUUGCUCCCCAUAUUUGUCUGUGCUCUUACUCCUCUCAUUGUUUUUUGUUUUGGGGCUGUCAGUCUCCCCUCUUGGAGCUUUGUCAGAUCUCUUAGUACAGUCUCUGGGGGAGGAAUGUUGGCUUCCCUGUCCUCUGGAGGCUUUUAAUCCGAUUAAGUUCAAGUGGUUUGACCUGAUUGUACUCUGAGGCUGAAGACUCCUAGAAGGUAGGUGCCAUCCAGGCUCUCUCCAGUUCUCUCUAGCUGCUUCUCCACUGCCUCUGUUCUACGAUCUGAGCCUGGCACAGCACUGUCCGCAAGGUAUGCCAGUGCCUUUGCAAGCCCAGAGUUUCCUGUCCUUGUGGAGGCCCUGCACUAUGGGGGGUAGGGGGGUGUUCCCUGGCCUCCCUGAGCUCUGAGGACCCCUAAUGGGAUUAGGUUCAACUGGGUUGGUCUGGAUAUGCAAAACCUCCAGUGAGACUGAAGCCAGAUGGAAGGACCCAGCCAUGGGGCUGCAGGCUCUUCGGUCUCUCUCUGGCUGCUUCCCUGCCGCCUGUGUUGGAAGCUCUGAGCCUGGCCCAGGUUACUCUCAAGGUACACCCUCCAGACCAGCACCAUUGCCUGCCCAGAGGUUCCUGCUGCCGCUGGGGGUGCAGUGCUCUGGGUUGGGGGGGGGGGGUCCUGGGACCUUCCUUCUGCCUUCCCCUUAGACCCUAGUAUUCUCGGAUUCCAGAUUUUGGGGGACGUACCUUUUGAUCUGAGUCCAGAAGGAGGGUUCCCCGCUUCUGUCCUAUUGUUAAUUUUAAAUUUCAGUCCCCUAGGAGCAUUCAGUUUGUGAUCAGUAAGGAAGGGUUUUCAGAGAUCUGAACUUUUGCUGCUUCUAAGCCGCCAUCUUGACUCCACCCCCCCAAUUUUCCCCUUUCUUGCUUGCUUGCUUUUUUGGGUUUUUUUUUGCAAUAAGGCUAAAAAGGAAUGUUUUGUACAACUGCAUUUGUGUAAUUGAUAACAUACUGCUUGCCUUCUCAGUGGGUUAGGAAGGAGCAGGAAUGAAGGAGUGAAUUUGGAACUCAGAAUUUUAAGUAAACAAAUAUAAAUGAACAAAAAUGGGGAAAAAGUGAAUUGGAGGCCAAGUGGAUUCAUUAAGAAGCAAUUAUAAUAAUCCAGGAAAAUGAGGUCAUAAUGAAAGCCUCUACUAUGGUGAGGGGAAGACUGGAUAUAAAAAGCAGAGAAGUGAAAGGUGGGAUAUUGUAGAAGUGGAAAGGACUUCAGAACUGACUGAAUAUGAAAAUCAGUUAAAAGGCAAAGAUUAAACCAUUGUAAUUAUGGGAUAUGGGAGACAAAAUAAUGACAGAAACAGUAAAGGACAAAGCAGGAGAUCUGGGAAGAAAAUAAGCUCAAUUUUAGACAUUCUGAGUUGACAGAAUAAUGGGACAUCCAAGUGGAGAUGUCCUUUAUGCACCUGAGAAGGUCCCGCUCUCAAGGAGCUUACAUUUUAUUAACUGUAUCUUAUCCUUAUCAAAGCUAAAGAUGUGGAAGUAAACGAGAGGGAGGUAAUAGUUUCAAUGUAUGCUAUCCUAUUCAGAACGCACCUAGAAUGUUGUGUUCAAUUCUAAGCAUCAUAUUUUAGGGAGGGCACUAAGAAGCCAGAGCCCAUCCAAAUGAGAGUAACUAAUCUUCAACUUGUUUCUACAAUCAUUAAAUACUUUCUAUACGACAAGAGGGAAGGAUACAGAAACAAACAAAAAAUAAAAAUCCCCACACUACGCAAUCCGUAGCUGCAAGGAAUUUACGUCCCUGUGAUGAUGAACAAACCUCAGAUUAGCCUAAGUAUCAAAUGAAAGAAAUAGAGGUAUUUAUGGAAAAAAAGGGAAGGCUGAGGUGAGAAAGAAGGAAAUAUGAUCACUGCUUUCAAAUAUGUGAGGAUAUAGAGGUCUCUUGUUCUGUUGCCUCAGGGGCAAAAGUUGAAGGGAGGCAAAAUUAGGGACAAAGUAGAGAAAAACUCUAAGACUGAAAGCUUUUUAAAAGUGGAAUGGGGGGAGGGGGGAGCAGCUGAAUAGCUCAGUGGAUUGAGAACCAGGCCUAGAAACGGGAGGUUCUAGGUUCAAAUCUGACCUCAGACACUUCCUAGCUGUGUGACCCUGGACAAGUCACUAAUAACCCAAUAAUGGGUUAUUAGGGAUAUUAAGUGUGUUCUCUCUCAAUAGAGGCUUUCAAGCAGAGGAGAGAAUAUUCUUGUUUGGGUAAAGGUCACUUAGACAAGAUUGGCCAGUAGAAUCCUGAGAUUAUUUUGGGGGGAAGAGAAUGUUCAAAAAUAUAACAGUCAAGGAUAAACUCUAGAGAACAUCAGGAAACAAAAGAGUCAGUGAAAGAAAGAGAAAGAGAAGAAUCAAGAAAGUAAGGUAUCUGAGGCUAAGACAGGCUUAGAUCAUCCAGAAGGAAGGCAUGAUUAGUAAUGUCAAAAGCUCUUUAAAAAAGUCAUGAAAAUAUAAACUGAGGCAAAAGCCAUUGUUAAUCUUUAAAAUUAUUUCUCAAAAGAAAAUUUACUUCUCUCUUUAGAAUGUAAACUCAAGGUGAGGGAUAGUUUCUUUUCUUUAUGCACACUUAAAAAGUGUGCUAAGCAAAGUCAGUGCUUAAGAGUGAAGAAAGACUAUGUUAUGAAAAAGUGGUAACUCUGUAGGGUCUGGUAAAGCAGGCCACACAGGGCAUCCUCCCUCAUUCCCUCUCCAUUAGCUUAAUCCUUGCCCAGAUCCCACUGAGCCUCAAAUGGCUAAGUAGAAUGUACUGGGGGAGCCCAUACUCUUUGCCCUACUCUUGCCUUCUGCUCAGAUCCCACUGGAUUUCCUCUUCCCCAAAACCUUCCUGUCAAUUUCUCCUUUCCUGCUUCAGGAUGAACACCAAGUCCAGGAUUUAUUCCCCUUUAUCACUGUUUGUGAGCUGGGCUCCAGCUUCCCAAACCAGAUGAAGGACGGACAUGGCUACUCACACUGAUUCUAUGAGCAGGGAGUUAACAGAUAUAAUCUUUCCAGUCAAACUGUGAACCACUAGGCCUUACCACCUUCCCUGUUGCUGCAUACUCUAGAAUCUCAUGCAUUAAUAUCUGUUAUUGUUGCUACAUCCCAAGGACACAGGACUUUUCCAUUUAUCCUGAAGUGCACCCUCCUAUGUGUUGUCUCCCUUAAUUAAAAUUUGAGCUCUUGGAAAAAGACUUUCUGAUUUUCUAUUUGUAUCCUUAGCAGGCAACACUAUUUUUAGCAUAUAGUAAGAACUUAAAAAUGCAGGUAUACACAAACAUUUCAAGAAUUUUUGUCUUGAACCAAAAAGGAAUGACAUAUAGUUGGAUGAGAGAAAGGUUAAGGGAUGGCAAUAGGUUGAUGGGAAGGAGCUGGUGAGAAAGAAUAUUUAAAGAUACAUGAAAGAGAAAGGAUGACAAGAUGAAGUAAGAUUCUGGAGGGUAUGAGCUCAAGAACACAGGAUUAACUUUUUUUUAAGCCCUUACCUUCUAUCUUAGAAUCAAUUUUAAGUAUUGGUUCCAAGGCAGAAGAGUGGUAGUUAGGAAGUAUCUGAGGACAGAUUUGAACCCAGGAUCUCCCAUCUCUAGGCCUGGCUCUCUAUCCACUGAACCACCUAGCUGUCUCUAGAAGGAUUGAUUUUAACAAGGAAUAAGGAUAUAAUUUGUCUAAGGUGAAAGCAAAAAGAAAAAAGAAUGUGUGAUAAUUCUCAAAAGUUUUGAACAGUGAAAGAUGAUAAUUGAGGGAAAUAUCUUCUGAAGACAAUGUGCUCAGUGAAAUAGAAGGCUAAAUUGUUUACUACAAAAUACUGGUGGGGUCAGAGGUAGUCAAAUUAGCAGUGAGUUUGGAAUUUUUAUAUUGAAUGACUUUGCUCAAAAAAUAGAAGUGGAAGAAGUGGUGAAAAGAUGAGGCAAAAAAAGCUGUUUCAUAUCUUUCACUUGUGGAUAGAACAGUACUAUUAAGGAUGAACAGUACUAGUGGAGUUGUUUGGGAUAAGGAGUGUUUAGAUUUGCCCAGAGUCACAGAGGGGUAUCUGAGGAAGUAUUUGAUCCACACACUUCACUGCCUCUCUUCUUCUCUACAUGAUUAUUAAUGACAUUUUCUAUUUUCUAAGAGUUUAACUGAAAGGUGGGGAAGGGGAGGAAAACAUGUGCACACACACACAAAAUUGAUGAUGUGACUACUAUUAAUAAGAUUAAGCAGAGGGAAAGCUAGGUGGUACAGUGACUAGAGCACCAGUCAUGGAGUUGGGAAGAUAUGAGUUCAAAAUGGCCUCAGAUAAUUCCUAGAUGUGUGACUCUAGGCAAGUCACUUAACCCUAAUCGCCUAGUCUUUACCACUCUUCUGCCUUGGCAAUAUUUGGCAAGGGUUAAAAAAAAAAAGACAGAAACCAGUAUCACAAAUUCUCACAUCUCCAGUAGCACUUCUAAAGAACUUGUUAAAUGUAAUUGGUAUUCAUAAUUCUUUAAAUAUAUUUCCUUUGGGGUAGCUGGGUAGCUCAGUGGAUUGAGAACCAGGCCUAGAUAUGAGAAGUCCUAGGUUCAAACUUAGCAUCAGACACUUCCCAGCUGUGUGACCCUGGGCAAGUCACUUAAUCCCCAUCGCCUAGACCAUACCAUUUUUCUGCCUUGGAACCAAUACACAGCAUUGAUUCCAAGAAGGAAGGUAAGGGCUUUAAAUAAAUAAAUUAGUAAAAUUCAAUCAAAGUACAUAUAUAUGUACAUAUAUGUACACACACACACACAUAUAUACAGAGAGAGUGAGAGCGAGAGAGAGAGAGAAAGAGAGAAAGAGAGAGAUUUUUUUUAAUAAGGCAGCUGGAGGGAGGCCACAUAUAUGUUUCAUUAUAUCCUUCCUUAUAUUAAUUAUGCCAUUCACUUUCUUAAUAAAACAUUUUUUCCUACUGCUACACAAAGUUCUACUCUAAUGCUUCCUGUAAUCGAGUAAAGAUAAUCUGGGGUUACUGAAGGCUAUGCCAGUGGAACAAAAGUUCUGGCAGGUUUUGUUAAAUUGGAAGACUGAGUAUGGUCCCAGCAACAGAAUGCUUUGCAGGAUGGUCACUUGGUACUAUUUUGAUGACAGCAACCCAUAAAAUAAAAACAAAUACAAAAUUCUAUUUCUGUAGUGAUAGUGGCAGAAUGGCUGAAAAGAGGUUAGAGGGUUAAGAAUCACAAUCUCUUUGACCAUCUGGAAAUAUUAACUUAGCUGUUAGAACUUUAUAUAUGAACUCCUUAUCCAAUGUUCAGAGAAAGGAUAUACCCCAAGAAGAACCAAAUAGAAGCAAGCAUGACAUUCUUGCUACCAACUAAACCAGACAACAAAAGGAAGUUGAAACUAAUUGGAAUGCUCACAGAUUCUCUUUAGAGGAGCACAUAAUGAAGUUUUAGCAGAGCUGAUUCUAUCAUAUAUCUAGAAGCAACUAGAAAUAUCAUCUCUUAUUAUAGGUUUCAUAUAUUUGCAAAAACCACCAACUACAGCUUAUAUUUAACAUCUGCUGCCAAGGAGGAAGAGAGAAAGAAAUUCUAUGAUGUGUUUGAUAAGAUGCUCUAACGUCAAUCAACACAUACAUCUGGUAUUCAAUAAUUUCAAUGAAGUAUGACACAGAAAUUAGGAUAGUGAGUAUGGAAAAUAUAGUUCAACACUAAGGAAUGAGACAAGAGGGCGAAAGACUGCCUGAAAUCCUCACAACUCUAUACCAUACAUACCUGAGGAAGGCACUGGACAUUAUAUGUAAUUUUUUAAAAAUUAAAUUGAUUUGAACAGGUGCUGAAUAUCUCAAAAAUGACAUGACUCAUUCCUGAGUCAAAAGAUCUGUGCAAUCAGAUUACUGACAUAUAUAUAAAAAAAUCAAGAAGAGCUGGGUGGCCUGACCAUGGCGCUCAACAGGAACCACUCGGAGAGCGGAGUGAUUGUCAACAAUACAGAGAACAUAAAGUGAGGAAAAAAGAAUGAAACUGGGUAAAAGGUACACACCAAAUUAACAGGUUUACAGUACAUUUUCUAGGGCAGCAUUAGUGAAGAUGUGACACCUGUGCAGAGCUGGCACUUGGGGAGCUGCUGUGUUCCCUCUCUUCCCAAUACCCAGGAAAAUUUAUUGCAUGCCCCACCCCUCUGUCCAGCCACCCAAAACAAGCACUUUCUCCCACAAUUCCCUCUGGUAAUCUGGGGGCUCACAGAAAGCUUGAAUUUGCCCUCUGGGCACUCUAACUCAGAAAAGGUUUGCGUCAACAAUACAGAGAACAUUCUAAUGACCGAUGAUCCUGUGGAGCUCUCCUUCAGUGACAUGGAUCAUAUGACAGAUCCCUUCAAAGGAACCAAGAAAGACAGCCUCUAUUUAACUCCUUACAGAGUCAUUUUUCUGUCCAAGGGGAGAGAUUCCAUGCAGUCAUUCAUGAUUCCAUUUUACCUAAUGAAGGACUAUGAGAUCAAGCAGCCUGUGUUUGGUGCAAAUUACAUCAGGGGAACAGUGAAGGCAGAAGCAGGAGGUGGCUGGGAAGGAUCAGCUGUUUACAAAUUGACCUUUGCAGCAGGAGGUGCCAUUGAGUUUAGACAGCGAAUGCUACAGGUCACCUCCCAAGCUUCCAGAGGCAAAGUCCCUAAUGGAGCUUACGGAUACUCUUACAUGCCCAAUGGAGCCUAUGCUUUUCCCAUGCCAGCUGCCAAUGGAAUGUACCCAAACCCUCCAAGCUAUCCCUAUGCUUCACCUCCACCUGAGUUUUAUCCAGGACCUCCUAUGAUGGAUGGAGCUAUAGGGUACAUACAGCCCCCACCACCUCCAUAUCCUGGGCCCAUGGAGUCACCUGUUGCAGGUGGCCCUGAUGUACCAUCUACUCCUGCAGCUGAAGCAAAAGCUGCUGAAGCUGCUGCCAGCGCCUACUAUAAUCCUGUCAAUCCCCAUAAUGUCUACAUGCCCACGAACCAGCACCCACCACCUCCAUACUACCCCCCAGAGGACAAGAAGACCCAGGAGAUGCAGCUACAGUCUCCUCAUCACUCACCUGGUCCCUUAUUCCCCCAGAGCUGAGUUUGGAUUUGGUGGGGAGGCUUUUGUCAGAGCUGGCCUUUCCCUCUAGGUCUGUGUGUAGUUAGCAGUAACAAACAUGGAGAGAAAGGGAGUAGCCUGUGAGAGUUCCAGCUGGCCUAGAGACACUGAUACCUCUCCUCCACCUUCGUCAAUGGAACUUUCCACUGGAGUGGCCAUUUCCAAUUUACUCCUAUUGCAUUAACACAGCAUCCCAUAAAGGAGGGAUGGUUCCUGUCCAGCUUCUCAUCUUCUCCCCAGAACUCUUAUUUUUUCAUUCAUUUUGGACUAUACUUGUGGCUCCUCCCAGCUCAGAUCAGCAGAAUUAUCUUUCUCCUAGCCCUGGGAAGUUGGUUUGAACUCAUGGCCUAAAGGUCCCCUUCCAGUUCCUAUCCACAUUCCAUCACCACUCUCCAGCUACGAAGCCUAGUCCAAGUUUCCAGUGUGAUAUAAGAUUGGACAGUGGCUUGCCCUCAAGAGCCCCAUCUUUUCUAUUCCUCUCCCUUUGGGGUGUCACACCUGUUCAGAUUUCCCUGUUUGUUUUUUUUUUUAUAGCCCCACCACUUGUUGUGGGUUUUGAUUGUGAGCCUGGGAUACCCAGGGUGGAUAUCCAGGGGGAGAGGGGGAGGGAAGGGAGGAGAAUAAAGGGAAGACUGCUCAGCUGGGGAGAAAACAUAUAAAUGAUUGCUUGGCUUUGCUCCCUUGUAUUCCUAACUCAUGCUUUUAGAGGGUCUUGAGGAUCCCUCCUGUGCUCUGUGGGCUGCCUAGGCUCAGAGCUAAAGAUUGCACAACCUUUCCCACCCUCCUUAGGGCUCCUCGCUAGGUGGAAAUCAGGUGUAUUUGGGGCCUGGUUUAGUCCUGAGUAAAAAGAAUCUGUUGUCAGUCCCAAUUCAGUUCUCAUCUCUUUAAGCUUCAUGCACCUGAUUGGUGACUCUCCCCUGGAUGCACUAAACUUCCUUUGAUUUCCUCUUACUGGCCAAAGUGUGAGAAGAUCUUUAUUUAAAGAGAACUCCCUAUUUAUAUGAACAAAAAUCCAGUUAAUAUAUUAAUGUGAAAUAAACCCUCUUCCACCUUGAUUUGUUUGCCAAAACUAUGAUGUAGUAAAGAUGAAGUAGUUUGAAAAAAAAAUCAAAACUGAAUACAAAACUAGAACAAUAAAAUUGAAAAAAUAUAUGGUAUGAAAAUAGAACUCUAACGUGAUCAAUUUAAAAGUGCUAAAAGAGGUUGGAAAAUAAUGGCUAGAGAAAAUGACACUGACACCAAUUAUUAACAAUAGCAUAUGAAAGUUUAGCUGAUAUAAAUCAUUUUUAUAAUGAGUAAAUCAAAAGAGGUCCUAGGUUCAAAUGUGACCUCAGAUACUUCAUAGUUAUGUGACUGCAAGCAAGUCAACUGCCUCAUUUUUUACUGCUCUUCUGAUGUGGAACAAAUACUUACUGUGUAUUCUAAGAUAGGAAGGGCUUAGAAAACACACACACAUGUUAUCUUCCAUGAAUCUAUUAAAUUUAUACAAGAUUUCCAGAAAAACUUUAUCUUGUUGAAAGCCCUUGUGAUUAUUAAUAUCAAGAAAGACAAAAAAAGGGAAACAUAUUUGAUACUUAUAUUUGUUUGCUACUCUCAGAAAGGAGACCCAGUCUAGCACUUAAGUUGAAGAGGUAUUAUUCUCUUUAGAUGGUGAGGUCCUACAAUUUUAGAAUGAUAUUGUGCUCUAGAACAGAAGUGUCAAACUCUUGGGGUGGAAUACUCCCUAGACCAGAUUAAAAUGUCACUGAGAAAUGUUAAACAAAAUAAAUAAUACCACACAGAUAAUGUUAAUUUGUGAUUUUCUAAGUCAAUAUGGGGUUCCAGUUCCACUUGAGUUUAACAUUACUGUCUUUGAACAUUGCACAGCCCACUAAAUUAUAUUCAGAAUCUAUUCAAAAGGUUAGUUUAACUAUUCACACAGGCAAAACUAUAUGGAUGAUGAAUAUUCAUUGUUUAGACUGUAAUAUUUAAUUGGAGGGAGAACCUAAUGAACUGUUCAUUAAAAUCUAUUCUAUUCAUUAGAACACAUGUCUUGGAGAGUCACUGAAAAGAGACAAAGAGUUUGGCUCAGAAGAGAACAAAGAGAGGGAAAAUGGGGGAGCCUUUGGGGGUUACAAAGUACUUUUUUUUUUU
Messenger RNA from Monodelphis domestica (gray short-tailed opossum), 9665 nucleotides. The record is from RefSeq and is a predicted model, not a curated record. Lineage: Eukaryota; Metazoa; Chordata; Mammalia; Didelphimorphia; Didelphidae.